AUGCCAGCCAAUUUUAAGACCUACGAGUCACAGGCCAGACUGGUGGCUGCGAUUGUCGCCGCUCAUCCCGAGCUACGGCUCAACUACAAAGCCAUCGCCGCACACUAUGGCAAAUCGCAGACUGUCUCGGCAAUGGAGCACCGCUUCAGGCCAGUACGCCAUCAAGCGGAAGCAAUUCGCCAAAUGGUCGAGCAGAAAAUCGACCCCGAGUCGGUCAACAUUCUCGACAUGCCCAAAAAUGAUAUCGCCAAGUUCUUCGGCGAGUCGACUCCGGAUGGCAUUCAAUUUCACUUUCGCAGCGUAAAGGUGAACGCAGACAAACUGAAGUCUGCUGUCGAGACCGGUGGCGACCCGGUCGCGUCCUUUGGUCAGGUCAAUCUCCCGACCACUCCUGGAUCGCGUAAACGGGCAAGAGCUCCCGCUGCCGCCCCCAAGUCGAACAUUGUCAAGAAAAUGACUCCAGGCAGUGUCUCUCGUCGAAACACUCCGAAGAAGAAUUACAGGGAGCCGACAGAUAAGGACGAGGAUUCUGAGUCAUUCGACUAUGAAGGACUCGACGAGGACACGCCGACCAAGAAACGCAUGAAGGAAAUGCCCAUGAAAAUAACGACGGCACAGUCGAGAGAUGAGAUUUUGGCCGAGCGCCGCGCCAAGGCCAAGGAGGCUGCGAACAACACCGUGCAGGCGUCAUUCUCGUCUGCCGUGAACCGAUCGGGAACUGUGACUGCCACGAGCGUGGGCAGCCCCUCUGACAUCGAAAUCUUGACCCCCGAUGCCGUCGCCGAGUACCAGCAGCAGCGACACUACCGCGCCCCUGUGUCCGCCGUCCAUGAGGCCAUAACCAAUCUGAAAAAGGAAGCCAAUCAGCAGUCGUCAAUGGAGAAUAUCGCCCCUUACGUGGGUGGCAAUAACCCCUUUAAUGGCAUUGACAUCACGGGCCAGAGCGCCCACUCACUCUUUGGUGGUGAUAUGGACGACUUCGACUGCAUCUGA
This is a messenger RNA of Lasiosphaeria miniovina, 993 nucleotides long. RefSeq lists its product as uncharacterized. The coding region runs from base 1 to 993 and encodes 330 amino acids. The transcript is spliced from 3 exons. The record is from RefSeq and is a predicted model, not a curated record. NCBI's taxonomy places the organism in Eukaryota, Fungi, Ascomycota, Sordariomycetes, Sordariales, Lasiosphaeriaceae.